Pan troglodytes (chimpanzee) is the source of this 1949-nucleotide messenger RNA. It is a transcript of the gene CLDN34, whose product is annotated as claudin 34. Gene Ontology annotation, molecular function: structural molecule activity. The transcript is spliced from 4 exons. Lineage: Eukaryota; Metazoa; Chordata; Mammalia; Primates; Hominidae. The record is from RefSeq and is a predicted model, not a curated record. The coding region runs from base 904 to 1599 and encodes 231 amino acids. Gene Ontology annotation, cellular component: bicellular tight junction.
AAGAAGCCGGUGCUGAAGAACUAGGCAGGACAUCCGAGAGGAGCUGUGUCCAUGUCGGCCCCGCUGGCCAGGUGAGCUGACUGCCCUCCCCUCAAGCCACCGGUUCAUGCGAAGACCACGUCGCUAGGGCUGUUCCUGUGUCUGCAUCUUCUCUGAAGAGCCAUCUCGAAAUAUGCCGAAAAAGGAUAUAUAUCUCUUUUGUGUAUGAACCUGUGUGAUACCUAGCGAAGCCUACGGACCUUUUUCCAGAAAAGAUGCAAAAACGAGAAUGUCAACUAGAAUGGCUGUCAUGAAAAACAUUAAAAAUACCAAAUGUUGGAGAAAAUAUGAAGAAACUGGAACCUCCAUCAUUGCUGGUGGGAAUAUAAAAUGGUGCAGCCACGUGGGAAAACAGUUGAGCAAUUUAUAAAAAGUUAAAUGCGCACUUAACAUAUGAACCACCAAUUUCACUCCUAGGCAUCUACACCAGAUAAACAAGGACAUAUGCCCAUACAAACUUUUAUAUUCAAGUGUUCAUGACAGCAUAGUUUAUAAUGGCCAAAACAUGGCACCAACCCAAAUGUCCAAAAGCUGAUGAAUGAACAAACUGUGGUCUACCCACACAAUGGAACACCAUUCAGCAAUGAAAAGGGACAACCUUCUCAUACCUGCUGCAACAUGGAUGACCCUUGGAAACGUGCCAUGUGAAAAGAGCCACACAAAACUCUUAUACCUUGUAUGAUUCCAUUUGUAUUGUCAAUGUUGGCGUAUAGCUCCAUCACGUGGACAUAGCAUAAAUUCCUUCACCAAGCCCUGUUGUUGGACUUGACGUUGUUCCCCGGUUUCCAAUAUUACAAGCAAUGCUGUGAGGACCAUCUUUGUGGCUACAUAUUUGUGGCCGACCUUAUUCAUGUCUUUGCACCAAUGCCCAGAAGUGGAACUGCCAGUCUGAAGUUUCCUGGGUGCGCUGCCACCAUGGUCUGGUUCUGCAACAGUGCCGACUGCCAAUUUUCAGUCUUCGCCCUUACCACCAUAGGAUGGAUCCUCUCCUCUACGUCCACGGGCCUCGUGGAGUGGCGAAUAUGGUACAUGAAAGACACCUCGCUCUACCCCCCUGGAAUCGCCUGCGUGGGAAUAUUUAGAGUCUGCAUUUACCGGCAUCGCACCAACAGCACCACAACCAAAUUUUGUUACCGAUACAGCUACCACGACACCUUUCUCCCUUUUGAAAUUUCCAUGCCUCAACGCUUCCUACUGACUGCCAGCAUUUUCGGAUUCUUCGGGAGAGCCUUUAACAUGUUUGCACUUAGAAACAUGUCCAUGAGAAUGUUUGAGGAGGACACCUACAAUUCAUUCGUUGUUUCAGGAAUUCUCAACAUUGCUGCUGGUGUCUUUAACUUAACUGCUGUGCUCCAGAACUAUGAUGCCGUCAUAAACUCACAGGGGAUCACCUUCCUGCCAUCUCUCCAAAUGCCCUUCAAGCCAGAUGUGCAGGAAGUUGGCACUGCCAUUCAAGUGGCAGGGAUAGGUGUCUUGCCGAUGCUGUUAACUGGGAUGUUUUCUCUGUUUUACAAAUGUCCCCCGUACGGCCAAGUGCAUCCUGGUAUUUCAGAAAUGUGAAUUUCCUGGUUGCAUUGGCUUUGCAAAUCUAAGAUUUCUGGGAGUUUAUGGAAAAUGUUAUUAGCAUGCUCUACCAAAUAUUUCCAACGACUCAAGACCAUGGCAUGGGUAGUUUGGGACAGAAGGUGGCCAACUGCCUCCUUCUGUUAUCUUGUGUAUCUGAAUGUGGCUCACUGAUUUGUUGGUUGAAUUGAGAACUUUUAUUUAAAAGUCUUCCCACCUGCCAGUUGGUCUUAUUGCAUCUGAAUUUUAAUUAUUGUUGCCUAAAGCAAAUAAUCAACCCUGUAAACUAAGAGUAGGGAAAUAAGAGUUUCUGAGUACAUUAACUUCUCACAUUUCCCUCUUAAACU